Molecule: messenger RNA, 2895 nt
Organism: Symbiodinium pilosum
Lineage: Eukaryota; Dinophyceae; Suessiales; Symbiodiniaceae
Source: the annotation of a GenBank genome assembly
AUGGAUGGUGUUGAUGAUUGGUACCUGCCAGCUCCAACUUCAACAGCAGCGCAGCAAAAACCAAGUGAAAGUCUGGGUUCGCGCGAUGCUGCAGCCAAGGAGACUCCUUGCAAUGGGAGGUAUCUUACUGAGGAAGCCUUCUCCAAACUGAAAUUGAAGUGGGAAGGGAAAUUGCUCAUCGACCCUUCCCAGACCAGUUUGGGCACCUGGCUCUGUGGCAGAUGGCAGAACGGGCAAUUUCUCGUAUUUUGUUCUGUGUGUGCCAGGAUGGAGCCUGGCAGCAAGGGAAGCAGCUCUUGGGCAUCUGGCUUUCAGCCCACCACCAGAAGCUUUCAGUUCGCUCAUGUGCAACGACACUGCUGCGCAAGUAAGCAGCACAAGGACGCAGUCCAAGCUUAUUUGAAGUCUUUGGGUCUGCAAAGUGAAGUACCUGAAGAGGAAGCAUCUUUUCUGAACCAGGAGCAGUUUCGGGCUGCCCUGAAAAAAACAUGGGACGGCUGCAGACAGGGUCAUUCUUUUCGAAGCCUGGCAGAUGAUGAUGUGGGUUCCAAGGCGCGUGCUGGUCGACUUGUUGAAAUCAUGGGAUGCGCGUGCCUUGCAGGGGACCAAAACCUUGUCCGAGCCUGUGAUGUUCUGGCUUUCUACCAAGAUGUCCGGGCAGGCAUGUUGUGUAUUCGAUACUCUGCAGUCUCGCUGGACUCACAGAUUUGUCACCACGGUGUGCUCGGCCUUUGUCAUCAUGCUGGCACAAAAAGUUUGGAUCUCGUUCAGGCGAUGGACAAAGUGAUUAACAGCUUUUGCACACUAGCUUCUGGUGAUCUCGACGAACAGCUUAAGCAGCACAUAUGCCAGCAUACUGAAUUUUUGCAAGCUGACGGCGCAAGUGAUGAACAACUCACAAUGCGCUUUGCAGAGCAAGACUUGUUGCAUGGUGUCAGAUUGCUUGACAAGGACCCAACCCACGCAGCACGCCGACUGCUGCGCAAUGCAUGGAAGGCAGACCCUUAUUUGGACUCUGUCCUGGCUCAGUACAUCACCUCACCAGAAUCCAUGGUGUCCUUGAUCCAGUAUUCGCCAGACCUGAAAUCCUUGUUCGAAGUUGCUGUGUUGAGUGAUGACAAUGCCCCAUUUUCGGUGAGAAACCUGGGGUGGGCUGCCCAUCGGUUUGAUUCGCUGACGAAGCCUCUCUCCCGAUUUGUGGUGCUCUUUGACAGCAUUUGGGCAUGUGCAAUUGACAUAUGGAACAGACGCAAGGGCAGUCGCCCUGGAGAAAGGGCGCAUGCUUUCUUAGCCGAAUGCAGCACAGAAUCCCUGCUCCAGCUUGCGAUGCUGGCCGAUGGCUCUGCAGAAACCCUGGAACUAAUUAGAUUCUUUGAUAAAGAGUCAUAUGACUCUGCUGCAGUGGCAGAAAUGUUGGCGCAGUACAAACAUCGAUUGGACACUCUCUUUGUCCAGCGAGAGGUGUUGCAGUGCCCCGGCCACACAACUCACCUCAUUGGUUUGUUGCAGUCAAAAGAAAGGACGGCAGUUUUGAAGCACGGUUUGUUGAAGAUUCUGGGGGGUCCUGGCAGCGUUCCCCCUGAACUACUUGAUCGCUGCAUUGGUCGCAUGUGCAACUGGGUAACGCUUGUUUACACCCGCGUGGCUGCAGAAUUUCCCAACCAUGACCUGCUCAACAGUAUGAGGUUGAGCAAUCACGACACGAAUUUGAUUGAUGUUCUGCUUUGCCGCUACUACUGUCUUAAUGGCUUCACAACAAGUGGUGUAGAACAAUCUUUUUCUAGCUUUGUUCGCACAUUGGGUGACUACCGCGUGCAUAUGCUGCCGUCAUUGCAAGAGCAUCUCCUGCGUGUGGUGCUUGCAGAAGAUUCCACCAUGAACAAAAAGUUCCUGGGGACAUGUGAGAAGAUGUGGACGCUUCGUUUUCAUGAGUUUCGUAAAGCCAUAAAGGAUCGCUUUCGCAGCGAGCCAAGUGGUGACAGCAAGCAGGCUAGGACAGAGACAUCCUGGCAAACCCAGAGACGCUCAGCGCUGCACGCUGCUGCUGCAAGCUCAACUGCCCGUGCCCCAGAGGAUGUCUUACAGGACGCAGCUGCAAUUGGUCGACAGUUUUGGCAGCCUGGGCAUGAUGAGGAGACGCAGGUUCUGCAGACCCUAGCAAAGGAUGCCAAAGUUCAGGCUUAUGGUCGCAACCAUCUGCUUCAGACAGAAAUUGGUGCGAACGAGGAGGCCCUGCGCCAGGAUCUGCAAACGUUGCAGUCCAAACGGAAGAAAGACGAAGAUGAGCACCGGCGCGCGUUCCAGAAGAUGCGCCGUUUGGCCCAAAGGCCUGACAUGGUUGUUGACGCCAGCCUGUUUCUGCACCUGGGGGAUGCACCGGCAGAUGCUCUCGAGGACCUGGCGUCAGCAAUGAUGCGCCAAAAUUUCUUUCUGUCUGAUGAGAUUCUUCCCAGUGAUUAUCAUGUGGUUCCGAAAAUUGAUGCAGCUCCCUUUCAGGCUCGACUCGCUGCUGCUUUCUGUGGCAGCGCCUUGUGCAACAUGAUUUACAUCAUAAGUGGUGGGAAAGACGGUACAUGCGUUGCAAACAAGAGGGCUCUGUCAACGCAGCGGCGGAUGUGGCUGUCUGAGGAGUUCUUGUUGGAACAGCCGGCAGAGGCGGAUCUUGUGCUCAAUGCUGUCAGCAUGAAUGGAAGCAGCUGGCGAGUUGUGACAGAAGAAACCUGGUUGCAUCACGCUCUGAAUGGAGCGCCCAUGAAGUUCAUUGCUUUGGUGUCCAGGAGGCAGAAGGCAUCAGACUACAAGGACAUCAGGACUGCCAUGGACCUCGAGUCAUUCCUCUCAUGGAUCUCAGUCGUAGAUGCUGUCAGAUGCGCGCACGGUGCUGCAAAUCGCUGA